AUGCAGCAAGAAGAAGAUCAGGAGAACGCGCCUGAUCCAGAGGACGAGCACGCCGCCGCGCUGUUGGCUGCGUACACGGCAGCCUCAGAAUCGUCGGGCGCCGGCAAGUUUGAGGAGGCUGUGACGGGAUGGACUCGGGUGCUGGAACUCGACGAGGAGUGCUGCCAGGCUUGGCUCCAGCGCGGCGCAGCGCACGCCGCCCGAGGGCGCUUGAAAGAGGCGCUCCUUGACUUUGAGGAGGCGCUCCAGCGAUGCAGCACCGACCAGGAGCGGUCGAAUGUCCUCUUCUCGCGCGGCUCUGCGCACAGCGACGCUGGGAACCAGAUUCGCGCUCUGGCGGACUUCGGUGAGGUGCUCGAACUUGAACCCGGGCGCGUGGAGGCAUGGCUGAGUCGCGGAACCACCUUCCUCUGCCAGGACAACUGCGAUGCAGCUUCUGCAGAUGCCGAGGCGGCUCUAAAGGUCUCUGACGACUGCGCCGCGGCUUGGGGCUUGCUGGGUGCUGUUCGGCAACGACAGGGCCGAUUCGGCGACUCUGCGGAUGCCUGCAAAAGGGCCCUGGAGUUGGAUCCAGAGCUUGCCUGGGUGGCCGCAAAACUGGACUUGGGAGGCUCUCCUGUCGACAAGGCCGCCGUCGCUGUGCGGAGUACGAACCUCGAGGCGAUUCGCACUUCCCAGAGGUACCCAGGUGUCCGUCGCUACCUUGCAGAAAGCUCCAUUGCAGUGAGAGGCUCCUGCAAGAACGCAGGCGCAGAUCUCACUGAGCUGGACAUCAACGUCGCUCUUCGUGGCACUGGCGCAAGGUCGGGAGCAUGGCCCCGCGAGCUGCAGGGGGACCAGAAUCAGACGCGCGGCAGAAUGGUGCCGAAUUGCGACCAAGGAUAUGUUGACGUAAGCAACGGCAAUGCGUACUUCUGGGCCUGUGCCUUCUUCUGUGACGGCGGUCAGUACUAUGCGCAGGCGAACUGCAUGUGCGCUUGCCUUACACCAGAACAGGCUGCGAAGGCUGAAGAGCUGGGUCUGAUCUACAAGGGCCCACAGCCCUCCAUUACCACUGGCGCGCCUGGGGGAAUUAUCGUCACGCAGCCCCCGACGCGAACGACGGAGCGUGGAGACCCCGUCCAGAAGACUCCCAUCGGCGAGCUGGGCGGUGACGGGGGUAUCGAGCCUCCGGCCGUGGAUGGCGGUUUCAUCCUGCCGGACAGACCAUUAUCGACUGCAGCUCCUGAUGAAGGAGGACCUGAGCCCGCUGGCGUCAGCAUGACCGUCAUCGUGGUGGUUUCGGCUUCUGCGCUCUGCCUUUUGGCCGUGGCGAUGGUCGGAGCAGCUUUCUGGACGGGCGCUCUGAAGCGAAACCCUUCACGCGUGGAAGACUUCAAGUUCGUGGAACCUCCCGUCAUCCUGCAAGACGAGCGUGGGCUUGGCUCCCGCGCGUCCUCGCGGAACUCCUCGGCCUCGCGUGCAGUUGGAGAGGUCCGAACUUCUUCCCGAAGAUCUAGCAAUGCUUCGGUCUCUGUGGCAUCCUACUCACUCAGGGAUGCAGGCAACGGAGCCUUUUACGAUUCGGGCACCAGCAGUACAACCGCCUCGCAAAUGUUGAGUUUCCGACAGGAACCGCCUCCCUGUGGUCCCUUCCACGACGUACCUCGCGGGGGCCCCUUCCCCGAUGCGGCGUGGGCCCACAAGAUGGAUGAUGACGAUCGGGGCCUGGGUGGGCCUCGUAUGAGCAGUCGCAACAGCGCGACCGGUUCCAACCGGCUGAACCCACAGGAGAUCGGAUCACGGAGAAAUAGCAAAACCUCCGUGAAUUCCGUCACUUCGGGUGCUCAGCUCUUGGGCGCUGCAGUUCCCGCAGGGUCACAUGCAGGGUCACACCUGAGCCCGGAUUCCCAAAGCCUUGGGGUCGCCCAUGUUAGCAAAGGAAGCGCAGGCGGCAGCCUGUCCUGGUCCAACAAACUGAGCCCAGAGGACAUUGGGUCGCGGCGUCACAGCAGGACAUCUGCACACUCGGAAACCGUCGGAGACAGGCCGGAUUCCCGACAUCUGAGCCCCAAUCCGAGUCGAGGAAGUUCCCGCCACGGGUCCAAGCAUUCUGCGCAUUCUCAGGGGCCUUCCAGGGAGUCCUCGCAAGGACGGAACCCGGAGUCCCGUCACGGCAGCAAGAGGUCCGUUAGCCCCGCACGCUGA
Messenger RNA from Symbiodinium sp. CCMP2592, 2187 nucleotides. NCBI's taxonomy places the organism in Eukaryota, Dinophyceae, Suessiales, Symbiodiniaceae. The record is from the annotation of a GenBank genome assembly.